AUGGUAUUCACUCCUUCGGAGAUUGAUCUCAAGUCAAUUGCUACCAUCCGCACCCUAGCAGCUGAUGUGGUAGCCAACGCUAAGUCCGGCCACCCUGGCGCGCCCAUGGGUCUGGCUCCUCUGGCGCAUCUGUUGUGGAGCCGCAUCAUGGUCGCCGACCCUAAGGAAUCACACUGGAUCAACCGCGACCGCUUCGUCCUCUCGAAUGGCCAUGCAUGUGCGUUGCAGUACAUCAUGCUGCAUCUCAUGGGUUACGACCUGACGAUGGAUGACCUGAAGGCUUUCCGUCAGCUCGACUCGCGCACGCCCGGCCAUCCAGAGGUUCACCACACCGACGGCGUCGAGGUGACGACCGGUCCCCUCGGCCAGGGCUUUGCAAAUGCCGUUGGUCUCGCGAUCGCACAGGCUAACGCCGCUGGCACGUACAACAAGGACAACUUCGAUUUGUUCACAAACCGGACGUAUGUGUUCCUCGGCGAUGGAUGUAUGCAGGAAGGUGUGGCCUCUGAAGCUGCCUCGCUUGCCGGGCAUCUACGUCUGCACAACUUGAUUGCGUUCUUUGACGACAACCAUGUUUCCAUUGAUGGUGAUACCAAGUGUUCGUUCACAGAAGACGUACCUAAACGUUUUGAGUCAUACGGAUGGAACGUCCUUGUCGUGGACAAUGGUGACAGCGAUCUGCAAGCUUUGUACGACGCUGUCGUCAAGGCAUGGGACGAGAAGACCAAGCCGACACUUGUGUGUGUGCGGACGACGAUUGGUUUCGGCUCGGUGAAUCAAGGCAAGGCCAGCACGCAUGGCUCGCCGCUGAAAGAUGACGAUAUUGCACAGUUGAAGCAAAAGUUUGGCUUCAACCCCGACGAGAAGUUUGUGGUGCCUGACGAUGUGCGUGCCGCAUACAAGUCGUACGCUGAACAGGGUGCUGCCAAGCGUGCUGAAUGGGAGAAGAUGUUUGAAGAGUACGGUCGUAAGUACGAGAAUGAACACAAGGAGAUCUGCCGCCGUAUCGCACACAAGCUGCCUGAGGGCUGGGACCAGGUGCUCCCUCGUUACGAACCGAGCGACAAGCCCAUGGCCACUCGUAAGCUCUCGGAGUUGGCCAUCACCAAGCUCGCUAGUGUUCUACCAGAGAUGCUCGGUGGCUCUGCGGACUUGACUGGCUCGAACCUGACUCGCUGGAGCGAUGCAACGGACUUCCAGAACCCGAGUCUAGAAAUUGGCAAGUACAGUGGCCGCUACAUUCGCUAUGGUGUGCGUGAACAUGCCAUGGGUGCUAUAAUGAACGGUUUGUGCGCCUACGGCAUGCACAUCCCUACUGCUGGCACGUUCCUAAACUUUGUGACGUAUGGUUGGGGCGCUGUGCGUCUGUCAUCGCUGUCGAACUUCCAGGUCAUCUGGGUUGCGACGCACGACUCCAUUGGCCUUGGAGAGGAUGGUCCAACGCAUCAGCCUAUUGAAGUUGCAGCUGCGCUGCGCGCCCUGCCUAACAUGGACUUCUGGCGCCCGGCUGAUGGCAAUGAGGUUUCGGCUGCUUACAAGGUGGCCAUCGAGAGCUACAAGACACCUUCAGUUGUGUCGCUUACACGUCAAAAUCUGCCACAGCUUGAGGGCUCGUCAAUGGAGAAGGCUGAAAAGGGUGGCUACGUUCUGCUCGAGGACAAGGAAGCUGCCAUCACGCUUGUAUCGACAGGCUCCGAGGUCUCAAUUUGUGUGGAUGCCGUUGCCAAGCUUGCUGAGAAAGGCAUCAAGGCGCGUGUCGUCUCGAUUCCUUGCUUCCGCGUGUUUGACCUGCAGCCUUACGACUAUCGCAUUUCCGUUCUGCCGUCUGGCCACCCGAUCCUAUCGGUUGAAGCGUAUAGCACAUUUGGAUGGGGUGUAUACUCGCACGUGCACCACGGUAUCAACCGCUUCGGUGUGUCGGCUCCAUACCAGAAGGCGUACGAAAAGUUCCAACUCACUGACCAUGACAUUGCAGACAAGGCUGUCAAGGUUGUCGAGUACUACAAGUCGAUGGGUCAUAUUCACUCGCCUAUUGCAGUGCAGGCUGCCUUUGAACUGCAGAAGUAA
This is a messenger RNA of Malassezia globosa CBS 7966, 2067 nucleotides long. RefSeq lists its product as uncharacterized. Gene Ontology annotation, biological process: pentose-phosphate shunt. The record is from RefSeq and is a predicted model, not a curated record. NCBI's taxonomy places the organism in Eukaryota, Fungi, Basidiomycota, Malasseziomycetes, Malasseziales, Malasseziaceae. The transcript is spliced from 2 exons. Gene Ontology annotation, cellular component: nucleus; cytosol. Gene Ontology annotation, molecular function: transketolase activity. The coding region runs from base 1 to 2067 and encodes 688 amino acids.